UUGAUGCUCUCGAACACAGCCACCUUUGGUGUUUUUGGGUCGCCUUGUUAACGGCCAAAAGCACAGUUUAGGACGAGAUUUACCAUUGAACUACCUGCUUUAUGUAUAUUUUUGGGGAUCUGACAAAAUUCACAUGGAAAUGUGAGUUAUAAAUCUAUCAUUCUCAUUGAAAGCAAGUCUGAAUGAUAGAUCUGUGUUUCCCGGUUUUACGUUUUGUUCACCAGCUUCAAACAGUUGAACAUAUAAUAUUUGGGGUUAUGGAAAAGAUCAUUCACAACGGUUUAGAUGGUACAAGUAUUCUCUACACUAUACUUGCUUGUUUUGUCACAUAAACUGAAAUUAGACGAACUAUUCGAAUUUUAGCAACUAGGAAAUGCCGGAGCGAUUUCUGAAUUGGUCAUCUUUAAUCAUAUUUAUCCUAUCAUGUAAUCGCUUUUGCCACAUUCCAAUUGAGGUGGGAAAUAAACUACAAUGUUCAAAUAAUAUUAUUUGUAAAUCAGUCAGACACAAUUUACCCAUGAUACAUUGCGAUUUUGAGCCUCUCGAACACGGCCAUUGGUAACCAAUCGGCGUAGCAGCAGAUAUACAAGUAAUCACCAAACAACUUCUGGAUGCUAACUAUAGUGAUGAUAUCAGCUGAAACUUGAAUUUAACUUGAACGAAUAGGUGGUGGCUUUCCAUCUAGAUAUCUGUACCCACGACACCGAAAAUGUGUUUGAAAAACGCAAGGAGGUAGUCAAUUGUGUGAUUUGAUGUUACGCCGAUAGCUCGCUAAACCAGUAGCAACAUUUAUUCUAGAAACGCGCAACGUUAGCAUACUGGAUCUAGCUGCUACGUUAGUUAAUGUGGUAACUUUUCUAACGCCAUUGGAGCAUUGUUAAGCAACAUUUAGUGUAAAUCAUAACGCAAGUUUGACUUUGGCAUAUCUCGAUUCUCAUCUGUUUGGAUUAAUUUACACAUUAUAAUCUACAAGCAAGGGGGUGGCUAGAUACAUCACCCCACUUUACCUCCUGAAAAAAUGGCGAGUCCUGCCCCCCCACCAGCCACUGUCUCGACCGCAACUGAGAACCCCAGCAGCUCGACUGCUGGGGAGGGUGGCAAUCAGGACAGCACCUUCGAAUGCAACAUCUGCCUGGACACCUCCAAGGAUGCGGUGAUCAGUCUGUGUGGGCAUCUCUUUUGUUGGCCCUGUUUACAUCAGUGGUUAGAGACCAGACCUAACAUACAAGUGUGUCCAGUGUGCAAGGCAGGCAUCAGUCGAGACAAAGUCAUCCCACUAUAUGGCAGGGGAAGCACAGGCCAGCAGGACCCACGGGAGCGAAUGCCUCCUCGACCACAAGGACAGAGGCCAGAGCCAGAAAAUCGUGGAUUUCAGGGGUUCGGCUUUGGAGACGGAGGAUUCCAGAUGUCUUUUGGCAUUGGUGCCUUUCCAUUUGGCAUUUUCUCUACAGCUUUUAACAUCAAUGAUGGAAGACCACACCCAGCUGCCCCUGGGACCCCCCAGCACAUGGAUGAACAGUUCUUGUCCCAACUCUUUCUAAUUGUGGCUCUGGUGAUUGUGUUUUGGCUACUAAUCACAUAAAUGUCUGGGUGGCCAGGACUAAGGCUCAAUUUGGACAGUUCUUAACUCUGUUUCCAGAUACUUGUUUGAUUUUGUACUUAUCCACAUUCUAAGUAUUGUCCUCUGAACUUGCCGUUGGUUUAUUUUCAGUAAUUGAGAUUAAACUGUUUGAUUGCAUCUGUACUAUGAAUCCUACAGAAGUCUUAAAAUGGCCCUACCUCUUCAUUUCCAUCAAUGGUGUGUUUUUAAUAGACAAAGUUUCCUUGGCUGGCAAUAGAACCAGAUUUUAAAAGAAAAAAUGGCAAAUCAGUAAAUGUAAGGUAUCGAAUAUACCCUCUGUUUGUAUGGAUGUAGAUUAUGAGCAGUAUGUCCUGUUUCUGAACUGAAUAUCAAGUCGGGAAGAGGUGUAUAAUUGGCGAUAGACUUUUAAAUUGUUGACACAAUUGCCUUUUGAGUAACAUUACCAGUAUGCAGCCAUAUUAACAAUACAGUAAGUAGGGAAUAGUCCAAAGGAGCAGUAUUGAUAUGGGUUUAAGUUAUUGAAUGAUAUUAAAUGGUAUGUCCUCAGUUGCCAUAGGAGCUAUUUUGCUAACUAUUUCUCAUGUUUCAGAAAAUAAGCUUACAAUUUAAAGGAGCUAUUUUUGGUUGAAUGAGUCAUUGUCUGCCACUAGUAAGACUUAUUUAGUACAAAUGGAAAUGUAGAAUUCUAAUGCAUAUGCUUAUAUAAUAACUUAGGGGGAUGUGUAAAAGAUUGAUUUCUUCAACCUGACAACUAUCAAGAUGAAUGUCAUUAGUAACAGAAGCUGUUACUGUGCUCCCUCACUAAUCAAUUUUUACUUCACCACUUUCUCACUGUAAUAAAGUUGAAUAUAAAAAAAUGGAUUAUUAAAAUAGCAUAAGCAUCUGUAA
This is a messenger RNA of Oncorhynchus keta (chum salmon), 2470 nucleotides long. Its product is annotated as E3 ubiquitin-protein ligase RNF185-like. Gene Ontology annotation, cellular component: endoplasmic reticulum. The record is from RefSeq and is a predicted model, not a curated record. Lineage: Eukaryota; Metazoa; Chordata; Actinopteri; Salmoniformes; Salmonidae. Gene Ontology annotation, biological process: ubiquitin-dependent protein catabolic process. The coding region runs from base 1019 to 1582 and encodes 187 amino acids. Gene Ontology annotation, molecular function: ubiquitin protein ligase activity; ubiquitin-like protein conjugating enzyme binding. The transcript is spliced from 6 exons.